Thecamonas trahens ATCC 50062 is the source of this 873-nucleotide messenger RNA. RefSeq lists its product as uncharacterized. The record is from RefSeq and is a predicted model, not a curated record. Lineage: Eukaryota; Apusomonadida; Apusomonadidae. The coding region runs from base 1 to 873 and encodes 290 amino acids. The transcript has 2 exons.
AUGAGCUCGCAUCGCACUCUGUCGUCCCCGCCAGCGCGCCCGGCACCGCUGCCUCAGCGGCUCCCGCUUGCCCUCCGUACUACCAACGUCUUUACCCCCCCGCAUCCAGUCUCGUCGGGCGCCAAGCCUCCACAGCUCACCCCCGCGGGGGGGGGCGCGCCGCCGCCGGGCGACGAUCGUGAUCGUGAUCGCGACGGCGAGGGCGAGGGCGAGGGCGAGCACGACAACGUCGACGUGCUGCAGGCGGUCGAGGAUGCGCUGCGCCAGGUCGACGGCCUGUCCAAGCAGCUGCAGGCACAGGCAGAGCAGGCAGUCGAGGCAGCAGCGUUUGCGGCCGGCAUCGCCGUGGCGAACACCGUACCGCUCCCGCGGUUUGUCGACGCGCCGCCCGAGCCGAGCGAGUUGGCGUCUCCGCUGGUGGCGCGGAGCGGGCUCAAUGCGCUUGCAAACGCGGCGGUCGAGGCAGCUUUGCCGUCGCUGGCCGUCCUUCAGAAGCUCGGCGCCGAGCUCGCGGACGCAGGCCGGGCCUCGAGCGCCAUGCCCGCUGUCAGCAGCAGCGCCGGCGAGCUCACUGAACUCAAACUCAGACUCUCGCGCGAGCGGCGCAAGAUGGGCGAAGCGCUGCUGCGGAUAGAGACGCUGACGAGCCAGCAGUCUGAAGCAGCGGCCAAGCUGUCCGAGUUGGAGUGCGAGGUGGGCGAGAUGCGCGAGGGCCUGCAGCGGCUGGAAAAGGCAAGCAGCACGCUCAAGCACAAGCUCAUUGCACAGCACGAGGCCAGCGCCGGGCUAGCCGCACUCAAGUCGGAGCUCGAGACCGCACUGGCGCGCGGGCGGCGGCAGCUGACGCUGAGCGGGCUGCGGCCAGCGCGAUAG